AUGGUUCUAAAGUGUUCUCGAAAGUUGAUCUAAAAGAUGCCUAUUUUCAAAUCCCUUUAGAUCAAUCUUCAUCUAUUUUGACGACGAUUAACACUCCUUUUGGUCUGUCCAAAUACAAUUCCCUUCCAUUUGGUCUACGUUGUUCUCCAGCCAUAUUUCAGGAAGUUAUGAAUGAAGUAGUUAAUGAUGAAGAAGGUGUUGAAGUUAAUCAAGAUGAUCUCAUUGUUCAUGGUUCUGAUAAGGUAGUUCAUGACCAGAGAUUUAUUGCCUUAUUACUUCAUUUAAUUGAGAAGAAUAUUACAGUGAACCCAAAUAAAUAUUCAUUUUGUGUAUCUAGUUUUGACUGCCUUGGAUACCUAGUUGAUGGUCAUGGUUUCGAACCAGAUAUGAAACGACUAGCUCCACUGACAGAUGCACCGUCUCCAAAAAAUCUUACGGAAUUACGUUCACCAGUGAUCGCUCUUCAGUACUAUUCCCGUUUUAUUCCUAGUUUUUCUUGUCGUGCAAAUUGUUUAUUUAAUAUUUUGAAAUCCAAUUCCUUCAAAUGCGGUGAGGAACAAGAGUCAUGCUUACGAAGUCUACUAAAGUUUCUUCAAAGUGAUGCUGUUCUUCAAACGUACUCCCCUAAUGUACAUUCUGUACUUAUUACUGAUGCAUCACCUGUGGGCAUUGGUGCAUUUUUGGAACAGGAAGGUAGAUCAGUCAUUUGUCUUUCAAGCAAACUUACUGUUACUGAAAAAGGUUAUUCGCAGACUAAGCGAGAAGCAUUAGCCGUGUUUUGGGCUGUUAAAAGACUUCAUAAAUAUUUAUUCGGAAAGAAAUUCACUAUUGUUACAGAUCAUGAAGCUUUAAAGUUUAUUUAUCAUCCCGAAAAAUCCUUAGCAAGUUCUUCAGCUGCUAUGGUUCAACGAUGGAGUAUUGCUUUGAGUGCAUAUGAGUAUACGGUUCAGCACAGAAGUGCCAAACAAAUUCGAAAUGUUGACUACAUUUCUCGACAGCCAUUACAAGAUAGACCUAUAAAUACUUCGGACUGUUUGUUGGUGCAAUCUUUACCAGUGAGACGUUCAGAUCUCAUUAUAGAAACUGGCAGAUAUUUUGGAAGUAUACUCAGUGCUAUAUGGAAAGGCUGGAAUGCUAAUUUGAAACGUAGAUUUCCUGUCUAUUUUUCAAAGCGGAAUGAGCUAUCCUCUACUCCUGAUGGCAUUUUGUAUUUAAAUGAUCGUGUUGUCAGUCCUCCUUCAUUGCGUAAAUCUGUUCUUGAAGAUCUUUAUAGUGGUGAUUAAGGUGUUGAAAAAAUGAAGUCAUUGACUAGGCUCACAUAUUGGUGGCCAGGGAUAAAUGCAGAUAUAUGCCGUACGGCAAACAAUUGUGAGAAAUGUCAUCAGUUGAAAAAUCAGCCUUCGUAGUGGAUGUCAUGGCCAGUAUCGCCCGACGCCUGGCAGAGAAUUCAUGCUGACUAUUGUGUUCCGUUUCUUUGCAAAUAUUAUGCACAAGUAGUUAUUGAUUCGUUCUCAAAGUGGCCUGAAGUUUUUUCACAACUUCACCAAAUUCUGAUUUCACAAUACAAGCAUUAAGAAAGGUGUUUGGUCGAGAAGGGCUUCCUAUGGUGUUAGUGACCGAUAAUGGCUCUCAUUUUGCUGCGGAUGCAGUCACCACCUGGUUGAAUUUAUAGUAUGCAAAAAUUUGUUUACUGCUCCCAGACAUCCUUGUUUUAAUGGUUAGACAGAGAAUUUUGGUCAGAACAUUAAAGACUGCUAUUGAUUCUAUAGCCCCCUCAACAUUUAAUGAGCUGGAGAGGGGAGUAGACACCUUUCUAUUGCAAUAUAGAAAUGCCAGAUAUUCGGUGACGAGACUCCAGCGAAGUUAUUGAUAGGAAGAAUUCUUCGGUCGAAUAUGAGUUGUUUGGAGUCUGCAGAAGUUACAUAUUAUUGUGGAAAUGACCUUCGACCAUCCACAGGGAUUGUUCUUAAGAAUGUCAGAAAAUCAUCGAUGCGAAUUCUAGAUAUCAAUGGCUUAAGUGCACACAAUCGACAUGUUGAUCAAAUACAAUUUCAGGAACCAGGUGUGUCAAUUCCAAUUUCAGUUGUUAAUUCUAAUGGUAAUGAGUACAUCCUAGAUAAUACAGAGUCCUUAUCUAACACACUGUCCGACAGAAACAAGAUGAACUUGAGGAGAAGACGUACAAUUGAUUACAGACAUCUAGACUCCAAUUUAAGCUGUGGCGGAUGUGUUGAUUGAAUGAACUAAUGAUUCCUUUGUACUUGUUGCAUGCUUGAGUUCGAAUUCUAAAUACAGUACAUUCGUUCGUGCUUGUCUACUACUUUUUGACUCAGUCGCGUUAUUUCUGGUAUUCUUAGUUCAUACUAUAAUUCAAAUACUUCUUAAUAUCACAGGGACCUAACCGUCAAGGUUGGAAUGGACAACACCGGAUGUGAACACAUGAUGGGAUGACAUGAACUAGGAGAAAGAAACGAAAAUGGUGAGAGAUUUGCAAACCUAUAUGCCUUCAAUAAACUGUUCAUAGGCGGCACCAUAUUCCCAC
Molecule: messenger RNA, 2542 nt
Organism: Schistosoma mattheei
Lineage: Eukaryota; Metazoa; Platyhelminthes; Trematoda; Strigeidida; Schistosomatidae
Source: the annotation of a GenBank genome assembly